This is a messenger RNA of Zophobas morio, 690 nucleotides long. Its product is annotated as putative nuclease HARBI1. The transcript has a single exon. The coding region runs from base 1 to 690 and encodes 229 amino acids. The record is from RefSeq and is a predicted model, not a curated record. NCBI's taxonomy places the organism in Eukaryota, Metazoa, Arthropoda, Insecta, Coleoptera, Tenebrionidae.
AUGCUUCUUGUGGUUGCUGAUUUUGUUGGGAUGAGUGAAGCAUCAGCUUGCAAAAUCAUCACCGAAGUGACGCAGGCAAUCGCUUCUUUGAGACCACGUCUUGUUUCUAUGCCAAGCACACCCGAACAGAUAACACAAACUCAAAUAAGUUUCUACAGAAUUGCCAGCUUCCCUAAAAUAAUCGGAGCAAUAGACUGCUCGCAUGUGGAUAUUGAGUCACCUGGAGGAGAGAAUGCUGAAUACUACAGAUGUAGGAAAGGCUGGUUUUCUUGGAAUGUUCAGACAAUUUGCGACUCUGAUAGAAGAAUUUUAGACAUUGUGGCUAGGUGGCCGGGAUCGACACACGACCAAACUAUUUUUAAUAACUCUGCAGUAAAAAGAAAAUUUGUUUCUGGUCAGUUUGGAGAUGCUAUAUUGUUAGGAGACAGGGGUUAUGCAGCAACUGAUUAUCUGAUGACUCCAGUGCUUAAUCCUCAAACCCCUCAAGAAAUGCUAUAUGAGUCACAUAUACGAAUACGAAACCCAAUAGAGUGCUACGAAAUUUGGAAAAGACGUUUUCCUAUUCUGUCGCUUUGUAUGCGUGUUUCAUUAGAAAGAUCGCAAAAUAUAAUAGUUGCUAUAGUUGAAUUCAUGUAUCUUUUGACACACGUGACCGAAGUAUCAUACAAGCUCAGACAGUACCUACCAUAA